Molecule: messenger RNA, 1040 nt
Organism: Cylas formicarius (sweet potato weevil)
Lineage: Eukaryota; Metazoa; Arthropoda; Insecta; Coleoptera; Brentidae
Product: regucalcin-like
Exons: 6
Coding region: 9-974 (321 amino acids)
Biological process (GO): L-ascorbic acid biosynthetic process
Molecular function (GO): calcium ion binding; gluconolactonase activity; enzyme regulator activity
Source: RefSeq, a predicted model, not a curated record
CGUCCAAAAUGCCUGCCCGCACAACGACGGUCGAAAUUAAACAAAUAACGACGCCCCUGGAGCACUCCGAAGCCCCCCACUGGGAUCACCGGGACGGCUCUCUCUAUUUCGUCGAUACCUUUCAAGCCAAAGUACUCCGAUGGGACUCUAAAACUGACCAUCUCGCCUCGCAUAAAUUAGAAUCCGCAAGCGUCGGUGUCGUCAUACCGAUGAAAAAUGCGCCAAACCAAUUCGUAGUGUCCGCAGAUAGGCGCCUGUACCAUUUCCGAUGGGCGGGGACGGAGAAUGACACCGGAACUCUCACCCCGUUGCUGGAAAUAGAGGACCACAAACCGAAAAAUCAAUCGAACGACGGCAAAGCUGACUCUAAUGGAAAUUUGUGGUUGGGAACUUUGACGAGACGAGAUGACCUCGGCGUGACCCCACUGGGUGGCUCCCUCUACCGGGUUCGCGUCGCUCUGAAGAAACGGACUUUGUACGAAGAAAAGCAGAGCAGGACGAGUAUCAGCAACGGCAUUGCAUGGAGCAGCGAUGAUAAAUAUAUGUUCUUCAUUGAUAGUCAAGAGCGUGUGGUUUACAAAUACGAUUUUGUAGUCGGCACCGGCUGUGUUAGCAACAGAGUGGUGCUUUUCAACAUGGCCAGUCACCAAGAACUUAAAGGCAUACCAGAUGGCAUGACGAUAGAUACGGAGGACAAUUUGUGGGUUGCCCUUUUUGGAGGACAAUCAAUAAUCAAAGUGAAUUCGUACACUGGAAAACUGCUGAAGAUCCUGAGGAUGCCAGUGGAGUACGUGACAUCGGUAUGCUUCGGUGGUCCUGAGAUAGACGUCCUUUACGCCACAACUUCAAAAUUGCACCUGGACGUGGAGGGGCUGGCGAAGCAACCCUCCGCGGGAUCUGUUUUCGCCAUAUCCGGAUUGGGGGUGAAAGGGUUCAGGGCAAAUGAAGUGCAGUUAAAAGAGAAUGUUUUAUAAUUACUCCAUUAGUAUUGUAAUUGUUUCGUGAAAUCUAAAUGUGGAAGAAUAAAAAUAAAUGAAUUU